AUGUUGUCAAUACUCCGAGACGCAACUUCAUUAACAAAUCCUGUUCUUGUUUCAUGGGAAAAACCUCCAUCUCAGCGAACAGAAAAGACUGCUGAAUGGGGUGUUCAUGGUGUAGCGGUGGUUCUGGAAUUGCUGCGACUACUCGCUUCUCUCAAAGACUUUUCCAAGCUUCACAAGGAUCAGUACUGGAGAUCACUAAAGGAUCCUCGCCUUAUAUCGUUUCUUGCCUUUGCACUCGCAUACGGUGACCACGAAAUGGUACAUAACGCACUGGUUAUUUAUACGCAUUGCUCGCAAUUGCAGGCUUUUCCAAGUCGAUGGCUGGGCGAUCUCAUUGCAUCUUGUUCCCAGUCCAGACAAAGUCAGUCGGAUAGCGUGGUCUCACCAAAUACCUCCAGCGAUACGAGGUCAAGAAGCUGUGAACCGAUGGAUACAGCAGCUGCAGUACCUGCUGUGGUAGUGUCGCCCAGGAGAAGCUCCAAAGAAAAUGAACGUGUAUUGGACGAACGAAGAGAACGAGAAUUGGAGUUGUUGCUAUCAGCUAAAGAUCAAGCGCUAGCUCAGAGCGAGAAGCUGCGCAUCCAAUUUCGAGGAGCAGGAAGUAACAACAAUGACAUGGCUCGAGUCCGGUCACUGGUAUCAGAUUGUGAAGCCUUGCGAGAAAAGAAUGAAGCCGUUGCCAAGGAGCUGGAAGCAACACGACAACUACUGCAAGAGAAAACUGCUACGAUGGAAGCUGAACUUGCAAGAGUGGUACAAGAACGUGAUGACCUGGCGUCUGAGAUCAGUCAAGAACGAGAAGUUGUUGUGAGUGCAAAUAAGCUUGCUGAUGAUCUCAAGAAGAAGCUGGAGAUAGCUUCGGUGGCGCUUGUUGAACGUCAGAGUGAGCUGGCUACACUCAACCAAGAGAAGGCAAAUCUCCAAGGAUUGUUGAAUAAAGCGAGUGCAGAUCUAGCUGCCCUUCACGAAACACAUGUAAUGGAGGUGAAAAGAUUAAACUCCGACAUUUCUCUUCGGAACGACACCAUAGACAAAUUAUCUCGCGAGGCUGAAGCAAUGCAGGCGACGAUGGCGGCAAAAGAGCAGGAAUGUGAGCGCCAUACGAAAGAGCUGGAAUCGUUACGCUCCCAUGGCCAGAAGACACAAGCGGAUCUCGAAAGAAUGAAGCGCUUAAGAGAUGAGAUGAAGCGACUGGCAGAAGGUUUCGAGUAG
Messenger RNA from Cooperia oncophora, 1212 nucleotides. The record is from the annotation of a GenBank genome assembly. Lineage: Eukaryota; Metazoa; Nematoda; Chromadorea; Rhabditida; Trichostrongylidae.